AUGUCUUUUUGUAUGCAUCCGAUCGACGAAAGCAUUCCCUUUUCACCAUGGCCUUCAUUCAUCCACCUUUCCACCCGUCCACCCGUCCACCCGUCCACCCGUCCACCCGUCCAUCCGUCCAUCCUUUUCCCCUCCACCCUUUCAGCCGUCCGCAUAACCAUUCACCCAUUCACCAGUUCAGCCUCGUGUUUUGUCCAUUCCCAAAACAGCACACCCCUCCGCCCACCCUCGCACCAGUUUCGCAUGCAAGCAGACAACAUGCGUCUCGACCGGUUGCUUCUGGCCGAAAUGCCUUGUGGCCUCAACCACUCAUCUCUU
Protopolystoma xenopodis is the source of this 318-nucleotide messenger RNA. Lineage: Eukaryota; Metazoa; Platyhelminthes; Monogenea; Polystomatidea; Polystomatidae. The record is from the annotation of a GenBank genome assembly.